Messenger RNA from Cuscuta epithymum, 4397 nucleotides. NCBI's taxonomy places the organism in Eukaryota, Viridiplantae, Streptophyta, Magnoliopsida, Solanales, Convolvulaceae. The record is from the annotation of a GenBank genome assembly.
CCCAUUUCCUUACUCAUUUGCAAAGAAAGACAAAAGAAACUAUCCUCCCUCCUCUCCCACUCAUUGAGUUCGGCCAAGACACACCAAGGGAAGAAGAAACCUCUGCAAACCACCAUCCUCCAUAGCAAAUUCGAUCUCAAGCAAAGGAGCUCCAAGGAGGAAGAUUAAAGAAGGAAAAAGUUAGGAAAAAGUGUGAAAAUUAAGGAACUUGAUUAAAGUAUUUUUGAGCUUCGCCGGAGUUUCGCCGGAGUUGGUCAAAGUUCGCCGGAGUUGGUCAAAGUCCGCCGGAAUUAGUCAAAGUUCAACCGGGGAGCGUAGAACAUGCUUAAGCUCACGUAAGCUCCGCCUGUGGCCGGCUGACGGUGCGGGCACUUCCGCCGCAUGUGUCAUUUUCACCUGGCUUCAUCAAGUUUUUACCUUUUCUAGCUAAUUUCCCAAAAAGCAGUAAUCCACAUUCUUGCCUGAAGUCCUGAACAGCGGGGUAAGGAGUGCUCUGCUCUAUGGAUUCGUCCGACCCAGUUUCCCCUUCUUCGUCCGUCAGGUCAUGGAGGACGGCCUUUCUUACCCUGAGGGACGAAACACUGACCUCACCACCGCCCACCAAUGUCGCCCACCUGCUUCAAAAUCUCAUUUUGUCUCAAUCGAAUGCUCUGAUCAAGGUGUCCGCCGACUUGCCUCCUCACGAGGUCACUUCGGACUUGCUGUUUGUGAUGGGUUUGGCUCAAAGCAUCUCCAUUUCUGAUGCAUGUAAUAUUGUAGACAUCUAUAUGCAGCUCUCCCACUUGGUUUACACUGUCAGCAACUUCGUUCCUCUUAAAAUAAGUCAUAGUUCUUUGCCUCUUGUGCUUGACUUCUUAAGUAGUACAGUAGAAAUUCUUUUCAAUAAAACCAAGACAGACAAGGCUUUUAUGAGCAAUGCUGCUAUAGUUACAUCCACAAAACAGUGUCUGGAGAUAGCAAAACGCCUUUUCAAUGUUAGUGAGAGAGCAACCAUGUUAUUGGAAAACAAGCCACUAUUCGAUUUUGCUCUUAAUGUUGUUGUUCACUUUCAACCACAUUUGCAUGAUUCACUUUAUUCUAGCGACAAGAUUUUAUCUCGAAAUGCUGGUGUGCGGGAAGUUCAGAUCGUUGCUUUCUCAAUGAUUGGCGAUGUUUACUCAAGAGUUGGAUCUUCUUUACCUGUUGAUGUUUGGGAAUCAACAAUCAGGGUUGUUAGAAGCAGUCUAGAUCUCUUGGCAUCUAAAGGCACUUUGAUCGAAGACAAUGUUAUGGCAAUGUUUUACACCUCAUUGCUGAAUUGCCUGCAUUUUGUUCUUGAAGAUCCAAAAGGACCAUUGUCAGGUCAUGUGGAUGGUUUUGUAGCGGCUCUUAGGAUGUUUCUCCAUUAUGGCAUCAAUAUCAAAUCCAAUUCUGCAUAUCCAGUUGUUGAUCACAAUGUUUCCGGAUAUAAGAAACAGAGCUUCUUGGAACCUAUGAAACCAUACAGGCCUCCUCACCUGCGAAAUAAGAACUUCAAAAAGCAUAACCAGAUGGAUGAUAAAUGUCUUAGCUCUUCUGAAAUUCAUAAAUGCUUGACGGAUUAUCAGUCAUCAUCUGAUUCAGAAAACAGUGAUAGCGAUGGAUUAGGAAAAAACAGUUGCUAUGUUCGAUAUGCUAAGACUCGACUGGCUGCAAUUCUGUGCAUUCAAGAUCUUUGUCGAGCUGAUCCAAAAUCAUUUACAACCCAAUGGGUAAACCUCUUGCCAUCCAAUGAUGUUCUACAGCCAAGGAGGUAUGCAGCGACACUAAUGAGUUGCUUACUGUUUGAUCCAUAUAUGAAGGCCCGGAUUGCUUCUGCCUCAACUAUUAGGGCAAUGUUGGAUGCACCUUCCUGCGUUUUUCUUCAGGUGGCAGAAUUCAAGGAAUCCCCAAGACCCGUGGCCUUUACCACUCUUUCAAGCUCUCUUGGACAUAUAUUAGUGCAACUACAUACAGGUAUUUUAUACUUGAUAAAAAAUGAAACACAUAGUGGGUUGCUGAUAUCCUUGUUCAAAAUCCAGAUGCUCUUGGCAUCAUGCACUCCAUAUUCAAGAAUGCCACCAGAAUUGUUGCCAACCAUUAUUUCUUCUAUCCAAAGUAGAGUUGAAGAGGGCUUCUCAUUUCGAAGCGAUCAGAAUAUCUUGUUGGCAGCUGCUAUCAACUGCUUGAGUGCAGCUUUAUCCUCAUCAGCUUUCUCAACACCAGUCAAAGAUAUGCUUCUCGCAGAAGUGACAAAAGGUUUUGUCAGCCAAAAAUCAGGCGUUUUAUCAAUCUUAUUUCAAUAUUCUGAACCAGAAACAAGCCCUUCGAUAAGCUUUGAGGCACUCCAGGCCCUAAAAAAUGUGACUCACAGCCAUCCAAGUGUAAUGGUUUUGUGCUGGGAAAAGGUUUCCUCUUUAACAUACCGAUAUCUAAGCGCAUCUGUUGACACUCAAACUAGAACCUGGAGAGAUAAUAUGCCUGGUGAGAAAGCCAUCGCAGCUGCCAUCAAGGUUUUAGAUCAAUGUCUUCGCGCUGCCUCUGGUUUUAAAGGAACUGAAGAUCUCUUCAGUGAUAAAUCACUCGAGAACCCAUUUAUGUCUGAUUUAGUGAAAACAAAAACUAUUUCAUCAGCUCCAGCUUAUGAGAUGCAGAGUUAUGUAACAACUAAAGACAGAGCUGAAUCUCCGUCAGGAAGUGAACAGUGGUUUGAGUUAAUUGAUAGGCAUAUGCCUUUUAUACUUGAGCAUGCUUCUGUCAUGGUAAGGGCUGCAUCAGUUACAUGUUUUGCUGGAAUAACGUCUUCGGUAUGGUUCUAUAUGCCAAAAGAAAAACAGGAUUUCAUCAUUUGUUCUUUGAUCAGCUUUGCUGUUACUGAUGAUGCUCCUUUAGUUAGAUCAGCUGCUUGCCGUGCUAUUGGUGUAAUUGCUUGUUUCCCACAAAUUUUUGAUAGUGCAGAGAUCUUUGAAAAGCUUAUCUAUGCUGCUGAGCACAAUAGCCACGAUACAUUGGUCCCGGUGCGUAUAACAGCUUCCUGGGCUAUAGCAAAUAUAUGUGAUACCCUUUGCCACUAUGUUGAUGUACAUGGCCUUGAUCAGCAUACUUCGGAUUCAGAAGCAAGUUCUAAGUGGAUCUCAUUGCUAAUUGACAGUAGUUUGAGACUUGCAAAAGAUAAUGACAAGAUUAAAGCAAAUGCUGUGAGAGCUUUGGGGAACCUGGCUAGAUUUGUUCCAUUCAAAAGUCAUUCAAGUGAUUAUGACAGGAAACUGUUGGAGGAAUCACAUUGGCUGGAAAAGAUGGUUCAAACAUUCCUUUCUUGUGUUUCAACCGGAAAUGUCAAGGUUCAGUGGAAUGUCUGUCAUGCACUAAGCAACUUAUUUUUAAAUGAAAAGUUAAAAUUGCAAGAGAUGGACUGGGCACUGUCAGUUUUUAGCAUUCUUCUGCUGCUGCUACGUAAUUCCUCUAAUUUUAAGAUUAGGAUACAAGCAGCUGCAGCUUUGGCUGUUCCAGCGACCAUCAAAGAUUAUGGAAGAUCAUUUGUUGAUGUCCUUCAAGGCGUAGAACAUGUUAUUGAGAACCUGAGGUCAGACCAGAUCUCAGUACCGUCAAAUUUGAAGUAUAGAGUUGCACUUGAAAAGCAGUUGACCUCGACUAUGUUGCAUGUGCUUUCUCUGUCUUCACAAAUUGAUGAUCGUGGUGUGCAUGAGUUUCUAUGCAAGAAAUCAGCAUUUCUUGAGGAGUGGCUUAAAGGGCUGUGCUUGUCAUUGGGGGUGCCAAAUGAUCAGUUUGAUGCCGAAUACAGUUCCAGCCAUGACCAAAAGAAAGAGAUAAUAAGCCUAGCAAUCGAGUCGUUAGUUGAGAUUUUUGAAGCUCAUAAUCUCCCAGCCAUUGCACAGAGAUUUUAUAGACUACUUUCAAAUAGCAUAUGACACAGCUAGACGUCUGUCGAAUUUCUGGUGGUGAAUAGAUGCGUGUAGGUAGAACCUUUUCAAGCUGAGAAAGUGUCAAGACUAGCAGUGUUUUAAAUAGCGGUCCGCUACCGCUAUAGCGGCCGCUAUAUAGCAGUCGCGGUAGGUACCGCUACCGCUACGGGCCGCUAUCAGGGUGUUAUUUUCAAAUCACAGAAAAAAUCCGCUACGCCGCCCGCUACAGGCCGCUACCGGCACUUCCGGCAGUACAUCGGUUGAUGUGUAAAUGUGUAAAAGUUGUGUGCAUGAUGUGAAAAAAUACAUUAAUGGUGAUGAAUGGAGUGAAACUUUAAAUUAAAUGUACAUGUAUGAUGUAUCCACAUACAUUAUGGUAGCAAAUAUUAAUACAUAUGUAAAUUUUAAUUAUUAAAACUGAAUUAAUUAUUAAUAAGAAUGAUUUAACUUUAAUAUUGGUUAUCGCAAAAAAAUGUU